This is a messenger RNA of Penicillium coprophilum, 426 nucleotides long. RefSeq lists its product as uncharacterized. Lineage: Eukaryota; Fungi; Ascomycota; Eurotiomycetes; Eurotiales; Aspergillaceae. The record is from RefSeq and is a predicted model, not a curated record. The coding region runs from base 115 to 426 and encodes 103 amino acids. The transcript is spliced from 4 exons.
AUGAGGGUGCACCAUGGACGGGGACCGCGGCGUUACUACGAGCCCGAGGGUCGUGAAUUGGACAUCCACGUACUUGAAACACUGCCUACACUCGGCUGGAAGAAUAAGGAUUAGAUGAUCACCUUGGACAACUACACGCCGCAGGGGGUGAGCAAUAUCCUAGAUGGUAUUCGUAAAAUACAUCGAGCACUAGCGCGGCAUAGAGUUCGUAAACAACUCAAUAUGAUGAUCGUUAAGGAUGGCCCAGAUAGAGUUGUUUGGCUGGAUUUUGACCGAGCCCGGACAUACGACAAAGAUCAAAUCAUCGCGGAAAAAAACAACCUCAUCAAGAAGGAAGCAAUUAUUAUGGAACUCAAGGAUGCCACAGCCGUUGAUGCCGAGAAAGGGAAGUUAGAUGAAACAUACUUGUUUUACUUUGGCUCAUGA